Messenger RNA from Pediculus humanus corporis (human body louse), 3135 nucleotides. RefSeq names its product Exportin-4, putative. NCBI's taxonomy places the organism in Eukaryota, Metazoa, Arthropoda, Insecta, Psocodea, Pediculidae. Gene Ontology annotation, biological process: protein export from nucleus. The transcript has 13 exons. The record is from RefSeq and is a predicted model, not a curated record. Gene Ontology annotation, cellular component: nuclear pore; cytoplasm. Gene Ontology annotation, molecular function: nuclear export signal receptor activity. Bases 1 to 3135 code for a protein of 1044 amino acids.
AUGGACACGCAAAUUUUAAGAGAACUAGAGAUUGCAGCACAGAUAAUAUUGGCACCUCCUAAUAUCGUGAACAACGAACAGAGACAUGCUGCAGAAGAGAUUUUUACUAAUUUCAAAAAAACAAAGUCUCCUUAUGCUUUGUGUAAAUACAUAUUGGAUCGGCUACUCUGCCAGUUUUGUCAGAGAAAAAAUUUUACAAGUUAUUGCAAUUAUGGCUGCAGUUUAUUAGCAGCUAUCAUUCAAGAAUAUGGAUUUACUGAAAAAUCUACAGAUAUUGGUCUUACGAGAAAAGUAAAUUUUUGGGCCAAGGCGGAGUUUGAAUCAUCUGACCUCAAAAGAAUAUUCCAGUUUUGUUGUAGAGCCUUAAAUAAUUUAGUCAAUGCUGAGCCUCCUUUUUCACAAGAAACAUUAUCUCUUGUUAAGCAAUUAUUAGCAAUUUCAGAAUCAAUUUUAUGCUGGAAUUUCACUGAUCAUUUUUUUCCUAAACCUUUUGCUAAAUCAUUUUAUGAAGCUAGUGAAACGCCAAUGUUAAAGUUGAAUGCAACUUGGAAAGAUGCUAUUUUAGAAGCUCAAGUUGUUAAUUUAUUUUUUUUGGUUUAUUGGAAGAUUCGUUCUAACCCACAAUUAUCUCAUCAUGCCUUAACUUGUUUGGUUCAAUUAGCAGCAAUAAAAGGAAAUAUAUUCGAAUCCAAAGAAUCUAAUGCACAAUAUUUAGGAUAUUACAUAGAAGGAUUUGUUAAUUUUUUAACCAACGUUAAAAUUCUCGAUAGAGAAGCUUUGGGUUUGUCUAAUAUAGUCAAAAGAUUGUUUUCUAUAUUUUCUUUAAGAUUUGUAGAUGUUUUGCCUUCAAAUUUACUUAAAUCUUUUGUAGAGCAACUAGUUUUGUUGACUUGCAGUUUCGCAGAAGGAGCUGCCUCAGAAGAAACAAUUUGUACAGAUGACAGAUUAUAUAUGGAAGCGUUUGAUAACGUGAUGGUGGCCUGGAUGAAUACAUUAAAAGGCUUUCCUAGUUAUUGGAAAGAUAAUCAUUCAGGUGCUUUAAUUCAAAUUUUUAAUAUAUAUUUAAAAUGUCAUUUAGCACCCCCUUUGGGAACGAGGGGAGAAGGAAAGGAUCUUGAACAAGAAGAAUUGGACGAAUCCGACGAAAUGGACAGAGUGAAAUUCAAAGAACAAUUAAUUACCAUUGGGGAAAUAGCAAGACUUUGCCCUGAUCAUUGCUUGCCCAUAUUAUCCCGAUUAAUCGAGGGUAAAACUAAAGAACUUGGUAAUAGAUUUGAAAGGUUACGAAAUCAACAAUCGGCAACAAUAUCGGAUUCUAGUUCUUUAGUUUUACUAUUUGAAGAUUUACACUGGCUACUUUUAAUUUCAUGUAACGUAAUAUCGGAAGAUCCAGUUUGUGAUCCGCUGAAUUUUCCCUCUUCCUUAAAACAAUAUUCUGCCAAGUUAUCUACAACAGUUAGCAAUGAAAUCACUUUUCAAGUUUACAGUUCACCUCAUAAAAAUUUCGAAGAGAUUCCAAACGCUGAAGAAAAAACGGAUCCCGUUAUUCGUCUUGUUUCAUCCGUUUUACGGUUGAGUUGUUUAUGCCAAAAAUUUAUCGAAGUCAAAAUCGUUCAAUUUCUCAGUCCUGAAGUUCUGUCUUCUAUGUUGUGGUUUUUGAAUCAGUGGGUGGGAUUAAGUGUAAUUAAAGACAGUUCAGAAUGUGAACCUCAAAGUGCUCUCUUAUUAUGCUCAAUCGAUACGAAUCCUGCAGGAGCGUUUUGGGCUGUCAAUUAUUUACUUGAACAAGCAAUCGGGUACUUGAUUCAUUUGAAUUCUGAACCCGGAGUUACCAGAGAUGCUGUUAUUUUAUUUAUUUCCUUAGUCGGAGAUAAAUCAAAAGUCGAAUAUGUAAUCAAUGAAAAUUUAGUUAAAAUAAUUAGUCUUUUAAAAAUUCAGUCUUCUUUACCUCAAGGAAUAAAAAGGGAUGUUAUGAAAGGUUUAACUCUGGCUGGUAUGGCUUUAAAAGAUGAAAAUAACAGAAGAAAUUAUUUUGAUCAAAUUUUAAAACCUUUACAAACCAGAUUAUUGUCGUUCACGAGUCAACAUAAUUUUUCACACGUUUCUCACGAUGAAAGUAUAAAAAUUCAAAUUAUUGAUAUUUUAGAAUGUAUAAUCGGUUCUUCAAUGGGAUCUUCGGGUCCGGCACGAAAUUUAGUUUUUCAGUAUUUGAGCCCAAUGAUCUCGGAAAUGCCUGUUCUCAUGAGAGUUUAUCACAAUUAUCAACAAAUAGUGGAAUUAAUAUUGACGACCAUUUGGGAAUUCGUUAAUCAUUUACUUCCGGCUCAAAUUCCCGCGGAAUCGGGGAAAAUCUACGAAAUUUGCCUUAGCACAAUACAAACUUACGCGUCUUGGAAUUCGGGACGAUUAACGUUGGAAUCCGAUUCGCAAGAUGAUACAUUUGCAGACAUUUUAUUACUAAUGGAAUUAUUGGGAGAAUUGUGUUUUAAAGAUGGAAUGGAUUUAGCAGAAAGAGAUAAAGACGAUCAGUCCUUAACUGCCAUAGAUGCUUGUUUGUACGGUCUUAACAUAAUAAUGCCUUUAAUGAGUGUCGAACUGUUAAAAUAUCCAGCUUUGUGUUUUCAAUAUUUCAAUUUAAUAAGAAUCAUAAGUGAAUUUCACGCGGAUAAAUUUUUUGAACUCCCGGAAAAUCUUUUAAAAACGGUUUUUCAAACGAUAGAAUUGGGUUUGAAUUCUUUCGGUCAAGAAAUCGUACCCCUGUGUUGUUAUUUCAUACGAGAUUUGGCAUUUCACAUUUACGAACAGACAAAAGCGGGGAAACCAACCCUACAAACUUGUAAACCUUUUUUAAAGAUAUUGAUGAACAUGGCAUUGUCUUAUCGGUUAAGCGCAGAUUGUUUGCCAGGUACGAGUGGUGCCGUUUACACGCUCAUAUGUUGCUACCAAGAUGAAUACAACGCCUUUGUCGAAUCCGUCCUUGCCGCACAAACGGAUCCUUUUUUACGGGAAAAAUUCACAAAAGAAUUUUGUAAAUUAACGAAUAAUAUUUCACUGAAGUGUGAUAAGAGAACGGAAUUAUUAUUUUAUCACAAUUUCGAAAGUUUUAUAGUAAACGUAUUCGGUAUGUUCACGUGA